AAACAAAAAGAGUAAACCAUACAAUUAGAUAUAUUACAGCAACAAACAAACAUGAAAGACGUGAAAGACUUUUUUAAUUCAAUGCAUUAUGAAGUUAACCCCAAAAAGGAUGCCGAAAUCAUUGGAAGAUUGAUAUCCAACCCUCAAAUUAAGAAGCAUCUUGUCCAAAGAACUGUAUGCAUUGCAGUUGCUCUUUUCUUGUGGAUUUACAUAAAUGGAGGCCUGGUACCAAGAUUUAUGCAGAGCAAGAUGGGUAUGCUACAGAUUGGUAAUGAUGCAGAUAUUAUAGCAUUCUUCCCAGAGUCUGAUGAUGAUGGUGCAAACAUCAAGUGGGCUCGUGGUGUUAAUUCCUUGGAGAAAUUGGAACGAGCCCUCUAUAGUAAGGAUGUACACAUGGUUGAGGCUGAUAUAAUGUUGCGGGGUCAAGGGACAAAGACACAAGAGCUCACACCUGUGAUGGCCCAGUUUCCAGACACUGACGGUGAAGUCACAUUUGAUAUCUGGCUGGAUGCGGUUAUUAAAGCUAACACUAAAGGAAUAAAGCUGGACUUUCAAGCAAUGGAUGCUGUUGAGCUAACAUUACAGAAACUGAAAAAUAGGAAGGAAGAGUUGAAAGUACCAGUUUGGAUUCAUGCCAAUGUACUUCAGGGUCCAUGGGGAGGUGUGCCUAAAGUUGACCCAAUCAGGUUUGUCAAGGUCAUUCGUAAGAUGUUUAAAGAAUGCACAAUAUCUCUUGGAUGGACAACGGGGCACCAUACAGAUCUGAGUCAGAGUGGAUACACCUGGGACAUGGUCCUAGACAUGUACCAUGUUGUCUAUAAGUUGGAACUCGAACCACCAAUAGUAUAUGAAGCAAGAGCGUCAUUCAUACAAAAUUCUGUCCCACAGCUUAAAUGGUUAGUUGACAACACACGGGCCUCACUUUUAGUAUUCCAGGAUCCCAAGGACAUUGAGGAUAAUUACCAUGAGAAUUUGAUGUACGCAAGUUACAAAUUCCCACCUCAUAAAGCAUUCUUUGAUCUGACCAAUGAAGAGCUGGAAUAUUAUUUGAGGGAGAAUAGGCACAGGUCUAGUCAGAAACUAGAUGCUAGAGUUGAGAUGAGGGAUACGUUGAUAUUCAGACCAGAAGCAUGGGUCAAGAUGGGAUUUCAUAUGGAGGCCCAUUCUAUAUUACCUAGUACUGAGGCUAUUGUACUACAAAGUCGAGCAGUGUAUAUGGUCACAAAGGCUAAAUACAAGCCCACUGAUAACAUCAAAUUGCAGGGACGUGUGCAGUUCUUGAAUCGUAAAAAUCUCCAGCCGGAGGACGGACGGACAGGUUUGAGCAUUAUAGUACGUUCAAACUCAUACAUGGACUUUGAAAAUAUUAAAGGUAUUAAAUGUUUCAUAGGACUUGAUGGUGAAAUCGUUGUGGAGAGCAGUAAUUUGCCUGGGAAAGGCUUUAAAGAGAGUCAGCGAAUGACGCCUGGGUCAGCGAACUGCUACAGGUUUAGUGUGGUUGAUACAGGUAGAGAAGUUCUAUUCACUGUCACAGUAUUACACGACUGUUUCACUCUUGAGAGUGUGAAACCUAGCGAGAGGAUUGCUGCCCAGAUGAGAGUGGCCAUUCCCACUGAAGUGGGUGGGGUAGCAGUAGAACAUCCAUUUAUUGUGAAACUGGAAGACAGCAAGAGGACUGCUAUUAUUGAUGAGUUGACUGUUAAAUACAAAACGUAGUGAUUUAUAAAUUGGUAGACCUCUUUUAAAGAAUAAUUGUAACUUUUUUCAUCAUUCCACAUUUAUAUUUUCAAAUGAAUUACAUGUAUAUUCAUACUUUUUUCCCACUUUAAUCAAUAUUUUCUGAGGUAUUACUCCUUGUAGAUUUAUUUCUCAAAAAUAAUGUAUUUAUAUAGAUAGAAUCAAAUAUGUGUCUAGUGGUUCUGAAUAUCUGAGAUCUGAGGUAAUUAGUAUCAUGCACAACAAGGUGAUAAAUACUGUCAAAUCAUGUGAAGUCAUGACUUAUUUUUCAUUUUAUAUGUCAAACUUAGAAUUUCUGUUUUCACAUCAAAUCAUUUUAUUAACAAGAAUGAAUGCUUACACCAGAAUUAUAUGUUAACAAAUGUGCCCAAUUCUGAUAAGUACAUAUAAAUAUAUUGUAUGAAUGCCAAUUUUUCGAAUGAUUGGGACAGCUAAAUUUUAAACCUUAACUGCUGAAUGUUUGUAAUGGAUUUGCCUUGCUUGAAUUUAAUGGGAUUUCGGUGUUUCAAUACAAAAAACUGAGCUGUCAAUAGAAUAAAGCCCGGUCAGACUGCACAGACAUGCACGCUGGUCUGGCUCUAUUCUGGUGGCUAAUUACUUUUCAUUCCAGCAGGUUAAAUUGUUAACGUAACAAUUUUGUUCUAUACAACACAGAAUGGUAUAAAAAUCUGACACUCUUAUCAAAUUUAUUCCUAGUCAGUGAAUAACACUAUGUAUAGCAAAUUGUAUUUCUGCUCAGGUUUAACUUUAAAGCAUUAUUAUAGCAUCAUCUCAUUAGAAAAUCUACAGCUUAAAGAAUAAGUCAUGUUCAGUUUUUAAAGUAUGUGCAUUAAUAAUAAGGCCAUAGAUCAGUGUUUUAUAAUUGUAUUACGGCAAUAAAUGAGCUUUUUUGAAUUUGUGCAUUUUACAUGACUAAGUCUAGUAGUUUUAAGCAUUUUUUUUGUCUUCUUAACAUGUUAUACUAGUUGAAUGUAUUCUAUAAUACAUGUAUACAUGCUGUAUAAUCAGAAUUGCUUUUGAAGAAUGCUACAGGGUUUUAUUAUAGAAUAACUAACCUUAGGUUAAUGAGUAAUUACAUAUUUACAAGUAUUAAUUUAGUGCCUGAAUUUACAGGUAUUGGAAUUUUUUUCAGUGGUUUGCUUGUUGAUUAUUUCAUUAUGUUGGCUUAUAUUUGUUAUGAAGUGAAAAAAAAACAUACCUUAAUUAUAACACAUGGAUUGAUCUUUAGAAAGUUAGAAUACAAAGAGAUCAAGAUGGGAUUUUAGGAUGGUGCAGUCAAUCACUCAAGCUGUUUUCUACAGUAACCUCAUCAAUUUGUUUCUUGUAGUAAUUCAAUUAUGUUACUUCUUGUUUUGAUAGUGCAAAAAAGCCACCUAUCUGUAGACCUUGCUAUUAUAAUUUAUUGUUAUACAUGAACAAAUAUAUGAAAUACAAAUAAACUUGGGGUAAAUGUUUUAGAACUUUAGUCUAUGCAAGAGAUAAUAUAAGAUUGUGGUAUGAUUGUUUGCUAUAGCUUUAUUUUUUGUACAUAUCAACUGAUGAUAUUGUGAUACAUUUAUUUUACAUUUUAUAAACAGUAUACUCAUAUUUUGAUAAUAAAAUGAUUUUCUCC
Messenger RNA from Ruditapes philippinarum (Manila clam), 3349 nucleotides. Its product is annotated as protein FAM151A-like. Bases 52 to 1716 code for a protein of 554 amino acids. NCBI's taxonomy places the organism in Eukaryota, Metazoa, Mollusca, Bivalvia, Venerida, Veneridae. The transcript is spliced from 4 exons. The record is from RefSeq and is a predicted model, not a curated record.